Chara braunii is the source of this 3280-nucleotide messenger RNA. Lineage: Eukaryota; Viridiplantae; Streptophyta; Charophyceae; Charales; Characeae. The record is from the annotation of a GenBank genome assembly.
GCUAGAGGCUGCAACAGAUUAUUCCAGAAGGGAAUAUCUGUUGCAGCAGCUAGACAAGGUGCUCUCAGAUGACCGUUGCGCACAGGUGACUAAGCACCUGGCAAAGAUGAUCAUUCUAGAGCACAAGAUCACCAAUUCCCACUUCACGAACUGGGAUCAUCGUUUUGAUCGUUUGGAGAGUCGGGUUGACAACCUGGCCGCUCAACAGUCUAAGAUUCUGGAUGCGAUUCAGAACUUGAUUGCUCAGCUGUCAGCCGCCAAGCUGAUUGCUCCUCAGCUCCCUCUGAUAAAACCCAAACCUUCUCCUCCUCCUACCCCUCCAUCUCCCCCUCGAUCAGUGCAUUCUUCCCAGACACCACCUCAGUCCCAAAGAGCCUCAGGCAAAGCCACCUAUGCUGCUGUUACUGCAGGAGAUCAAAGAGGUCCCAAGAUCCCUGCACCCAACAAGUUCAGGGGUGAUGACCUCAAGACCGAUGUUGGGGAUUGGGCUGCAGGGACCACAGCCUACUUGAGGGGCUUUGUUUGCCCAAAACAGACCAAGGUGGCAACCGUUCUGGGACUGCUGGAGGGGCCUGCACAAAAGUGGGCAACUUCAACCUCCAGCAGUCUACAGCAAACUAUGGAGGACUGGGCUUUGGGACUGGGAGUGGACACGCUUCUGCAGGCCUUGGAAGAUCGCUUUGCAGACAAGGAGCGGGCCUGCAAAACUGCUAACAGGAUUGCUCGCCUGGGACAACAGCGCUACAACGGCUGCCUGCAAUCCUUGUUUGCAGAGUUCGAGCAGCUGACUUCCACACCAAGACUGGUGAUGUCUGCAGAUGACCUACUGACAAACUUCUGCAGGGCAGCCCCUGAGAAGUUUUCAGUUGCAUUGUACAACGCUGGACACAAGGACUGGAGGUCCUUUGGCCGUGCAGCCCUGGACAUGGAGGCAAAGCUUCAUGUUCAGGCCCCAUCCUCUGACAGGAGGAAAGGUGCCUUCCCUAGAGGUGGUAGAAAGGGAAAGGCAGCCUUUACUCAUGCGGGAUCUGCAUCAGAAUCCUUUUGCUAUGAGGAUCCUGACCCGGAUCAGGACCCGGAGCAAGAUCAGCUUCAAGCCCUUGCUGCCUUCUUCCUUCAUCUGAAGGAACAGAAGAAAAGCAAGUCUGAUCUCAUCAUGCUUCGGCCCUUGAUCAACCGCACCAGGAUCACUGGGCUAUUAGACUGUGGAGCCACCAGGAACUUCAUGUCUCCCAGUGCAGUUAAAAAACCGCAGCUGGGCAUGAAAGUUCAGCAGCUGCAGCAACCGCUGCUGGUGAGGAUUGGUGACUCUACAAUACUCAGCAUCAGGGAGAAGGUCAAGGGUAUCCCUGUGACCUUCCACAGUGCUGGAGAAGUCACACACAGUCUGAACUUCUACAUCUUCCUUGAGCUGCCCUUUGACUUGGUAUUCUCUAUGCAGUGGCUGAAGGCAGUCAACCCAAGGAUCGAUUGGCAGAUCCCAAAGGUUGAGCUACCUAAUAGCCAGGGUGUGUAUCAGCCAUGCAUGAUUGUCGCUGAUCACGACCCUGAGACAUCUUGCUACUGCCUGAGAGCGAGGGAGUUUUAUUCUCUCUCCCGCCAGUACGACCAUGAGCGUCUGUUUAUUGCUUUGGUCAAGCAAAUAGAUGCUCCCCCUGUUUCAUGUCCUCCUGAGAUACAGCAGGUGGUUAACAAGUAUGCUGAUCUGAUGCAGGAGCCCUUUGGAUUACCCAACCGGCCAACCAAGCAUCACAUUGAGUUGCUGCCUGGAGCGGUCCCUCCCAAGGGCCGCAUCUACAGGAUGUCCCCUGCUGCGCUAGAGGAGCUCAGAAAGCGGCCUGAGACCCUGAUCAGCAAGGGCUGGAUCAGACCCAACACUUAUGAAUUCGGUGCACCAGUUCUCUUUGUACCCAAAGGGAAUGGCGAGUUCAGAAUGUGUAUUGACUACAGGGGUCUCAACAAGAUCACUAGGAAGAGUACWRAGCCACUUCCUAGGAUCRACGACCUCCUGGASAUGGUGCAGGGCUGCACAGUGUUCAGCAAAGUCGACCUCAAAUCUGGCUACCACCAGAUUGAGAUGGCAGAGGAGGAUGUCUACAAGACAGCCUUCAAGACCAGGCCUUACCUGGACAAGUUUAUGGUUGUCUACCUGGAUGAUAUCCUGGUAUUCAGCAAAACUGCCAGGGAACAUGCGGAGCAUUUGGCUCUUGUCCUUCAGUCGCUACGUGACAGCCAGUACAAGAUCAACAGAGAGAAGUCCUCUUUUGGAGUUCCCCAUGUUAUCUAUCUGGGUCAUGUAAUCUCUGGAGAUGGUCUGGCUCCUGAAGCAGCCAAGAUUGCUGCGAUCCAGGAGUGGCCUCAACCACAGGCAGUGAGGGAUGUCAGGUCCUUCAUGGGACUAGCCUCGUACUACAGAAAGUUUGUCAGGCUCUUUUCUGCAGUGGCUGCACUCCUGACCAACCUAACAAAGAAAGAUACUCCCUUUCUUUGGUCCCUUUCCUGUCAGUUGGCCUUGACUCGUGCGCCUGUGCUGAAGCUACCUGACCCCACUUUGCCAUUCAUCGUGACCACUGACGCCAGUCAGUAUGGCAUUGGGGCAGUUCUUCAACAGGAUGAUGGGAAUGGUCUACGGCCUUUUGAGUUUAUGAGUAAGAAGAUCAAGACUGAAAAGCUUCAGGACUCCACCUACGAGAAAGAGCUAUAUGCUCUUGUCUGUGCCCUGAAACAUUGGAAGCACUUUCUCCUGGGAAGACACUUCAAGAUCUUCUCAAAUCACUCCACCUUACAGUGGAUGAAGUCCCAGGGAGAGUUAAAUGACAAAUUGGCACGGUACAUUCAGUUCAAAGACAUGUUUGACUUUGAACUGAAGCAUAAGAAGGGUUGCUACAACAAGGUAACAGAUGCCCUCUAUCGUAGGCCUGACUCUUUUGCUCUCAUCUCCUCUACUCACUCCUUUGGAGAGGAGACCCGUCAGACCAUUGCUCGUCUACUGCCUCAGGAUGAGACUUUCGGACCCAUUGUCAGGAAUCUGCAAGAAGAUCCUAACUUUGAUCCAAGCUAUGCUCUGAGUUCAGACCUGCUGUAUACUUACAGUAGAGGGGAGGAACGCUUGUGCAUUCCCCAGGACCAGCGGCUCAGGACACUGCUGAUGUCAGAGUGUCAUGAUGCCCGUGGACAUUUUGGGUUCCUAAAGUCAUAUGCAGCCCUGUCGCAGCGCUUCUUCUAAAGGAGAUGCGUAGUGAUAUGCUGCGUAUGUGGACACCUGUGAGCUUUGCCAAAG